Podarcis muralis (Common wall lizard) is the source of this 13119-nucleotide messenger RNA. RefSeq names its product nuclear receptor corepressor 2 (gene NCOR2). Gene Ontology annotation, biological process: negative regulation of transcription by RNA polymerase II. Gene Ontology annotation, molecular function: transcription corepressor activity. The record is from RefSeq and is a predicted model, not a curated record. Gene Ontology annotation, cellular component: chromatin. Lineage: Eukaryota; Metazoa; Chordata; Lepidosauria; Squamata; Lacertidae.
UGAGCUGCCUGCUGCUGCUGCUGCUGCUGCGGAGCGCAGCUAUCAAUCUUCCCUGCUCCCCACCCUCCCCGGAUCUCAGAAAGAAUGAGGAUCUCAAACUUGGUGCUUUGCAAAGGCUCCAGAAAGGGAAUCUGGAGGAGUUGCUCCUGCCGCCGCCGCCGCCGCUGUUCCUCUUCCUGCUGCUGCUGCUUGUAGGUUCAGACAUCUUAGAAAAAGAGGAGCGAUUUCCGGGCACUCGGAGCAAGAGGCACCCGGACUCGCUCGCUCCGCUUUUGGAUUUACAAUACACGCCAGGCAGAUGGCGAAGGAGGAGAACCGGAGGCGCCUUUUGCUCUUCCUCCUGGGAUUGAUUUGAGGAAUAUAUUUUAAUCGCUGUUUAUCGGAUUUGCUUUCUUCCUCGCUGUUUUUAAAAAUAUUAUCUUAAACAUUUUUUGUAUUGUAACCUCGGAGGACCCCCCCCUUUCAAGCUUUUCUACUUCGCUGAUCUUUCUGAAACUGGAGCGAGAGAGGAAUUUGAAAACAACACACACACACAAAAGGGAUUAACAGUUAAAAAGCAGCGAUGGAGGGAAAAGCAGCUGGUUUUGCAAGAAGUCGCAGCAUGAGUCGUCCAACAUGUGCGUAAUGAGGAGGAAAUCUAGGAUUCUUUAGUGCUUCGCAUCACAGAUUCUGGGAAUCUCUCUCUCUCUAUAUAUAUAUCAACACAAGAAAAAGUGAGAGCCCUCUGGACUUCUUCCACAAUGUCUGGAUCUACCCAACCUGUGGCGCAGACGUGGCGAGGGAGUGAACCCCGUUAUCCUCCUCAUGCCAUGUCCUACCCGGUAGCCAUAAGUCAACAGCAUGUGGAUGUGGGACUCUUGGAGUAUCAGCACCAUUCCAGGGACUACCCUUCUCACCUUCCCCCUGGGUCUAUCUUGCAGCCACAGCGGAGGAGGCCCUCCUUACUCUCGGAGUUCCAGCCAGGGAAUGAAAGGUCGCAGGAGUUGCACGCCCGAGCUGAGUCACAUUCCUACCUCUCUGACCUGAGUAAACAGUCGGAAAUUGAGUUCAUUGAGACGAAACGGCCCCGGCUGGAGCUGCUGCAAGAGCCUUUGCUGAGACAUUCACCUCUGCUCAGUCAGCAGGGAGGGACGGAGGAUCUCUCCAAGGAUCGGGGCCUAACAGGAAAACUGGAGCCGGUUUCACCAGCCAGCCCUGUCCAUCCUGACUCUGAACUGGAUCUGUUGCCAUCCAGGCUGUCUAAGGAGGAGCUGAUCCAGAACAUGGACCGUGUUGACCGUGAAAUCACCAUGGUCGAGCAGCAGAUUUCCAAGUUGAAGAAAAAACAGCAGCAGCUGGAGGAGGAAGCAGCAAAGCCACUGGAGCCAGAGAAGCCCAUCUCCCCUCCGCCUAUUGAGUCCAAGCAUCGCAGCCUGGUACAAAUAAUCUAUGAUGAGAAUCGGAAAAAAGCAGAAGCAGCACACAGAAUUCUGGAAGGGCUGGGACCUCAGGUGGAGUUGCCACUCUACAACCAGCCCUCAGACACAAGGCAAUACCAUGAGAACAUUAAAAUAAACCAGGCAAUGCGGAAGAAGUUGAUCUUAUACUUCAAGAGGAGAAAUCAUGCUCGCAAGCAGUGGGAACAGAAAUUUUGCCAGCGCUAUGACCAGCUUAUGGAAGCCUGGGAAAAGAAAGUGGAGCGCAUAGAAAACAACCCCCGGCGCCGAGCAAAGGAAAGCAAAGUACGUGAAUAUUAUGAGAAGCAGUUCCCAGAGAUCAGGAAACAGAGGGAACUCCAAGAGCGCAUGCAGAGCAGGGUAGGACAGAGGGGCAGUGGCCUCUCCAUGUCUGCGGCACGCAGCGAACACGAGGUGUCAGAAAUUAUUGAUGGGCUCUCGGAACAAGAGAAUCUGGAGAAACAGAUGCGCCAGCUUGCUGUCAUCCCUCCCAUGCUGUACGAUGCUGAGCAGCAACGCAUCAAGUUCAUUAACAUGAAUGGCCUCAUGGACGACCCCAUGAAGGUGUACAAAGAUCGGCAGGUGAUGAACAUGUGGAGCGAGCAGGAGAAAGAAACCUUCCGAGAAAAGUUCAUGCAGCAUCCAAAGAAUUUUGGCCUCAUCGCUUCCUUUUUGGACCGGAAAACGGUGGCCGACUGUGUCCUCUACUAUUACCUGACCAAGAAGAAUGAGAACUAUAAGAACCUUGUGAGAAGGAACUACCGGAGGCGUGGGAAGAACCAGCAGCAGCAGCAGCAGCAACAGCAGCAGCAGCAACAGCAGCAACAGAUGCCCCGUAGCAGCCAAGACGAGAAAGAUGAAAAAGAAAAGGAGAAAGACACAGAGAAGGAGGAAGAGAAGCCAGAAGCAGAAAACGACAAAGAGGAACUGACAAAGGAGAAGAACGAGGAUACAUCUGGCGAGGACAAUGACGAGAAAGAAGCCGUUGCUUCUAAAGGGCGCAAAACCGCCAACAGCCAGGGCCGGCGCAAGGGCCGCAUCACCCGCUCCAUGGCCAGCGAAGCCAACAGUGAGGAAGUGGUUGCUCCCCAGCAGAAUGCAGAACUGGCCUCUCUGGAGAUGAAUGAAAGUUCUCGUUGGACAGAGGAGGAGAUGGAAACGGCUAAAAAAGGUCUCCUUGAACAUGGACGUAACUGGUCAGCCAUUUCCAGGAUGGUGGGAUCCAAGAGUGUCUCCCAGUGUAAAAAUUUCUACUUCAACUACAAGAAGAGACAGAACCUGGAUGAGAUCCUGCAGCAGCACAAACUGAAAAUGGAGAAAGAAAGGAAUGCUAGGAGAAAAAAGAAAAAAGCCCCCACCGUCCAAAACGAGGAAACGGCCUUCCCUCCAGCAGCCGAAGACGAGGAGAUGGGGCAAGAUGGGUCAGGCACCAGUGGCAACGAGGAGGAGAUGGCUGAGGAUGCAGAAGUUGCAGUGAAUAAUAGCUCAGACACAGAGAGCCUCCCUUCUCCAAGACCAGAAGCCAAAGAGAGCACAGAGAAUGGACCCAAACCAGCCCCAGACACCAGAAGCAAUGCUGGAGAAGAACCGGCUGUUAAGAUGGAGGAAACCGCUAGCUCCCCAGAAGCAAAUCCUGCCACCAUCCAAGCAGUGGAGGAGGAGGCCCCUGAACCAACUUGCACUGAAGAGAAGCCACAAGAGGAGCAAACAGUUGAUGUGGUGAAAACGGAAGAGGCCGAGGAAAAGCCCAAGAGCCCAGAACCCAGCAGGGGUGAAAUAAAAAUGGAGAAGGGAGAGGUCUACCAGGAGAAGGACAGUGACCAGGUCACAGAAAACAGCAACACCAGCACCAGCACCAGUGUUGUGACAGGGGCUGAGGGAGCACCCAAAGCAGAAAAGAAGGAGAACCACAAAGCUGGGAAGGGAGCAAAUCCUGACAGCGACUCCAGUGCCACAUGCAGUGCCGAUGAGAUGGACGAGCAGGAUGCUGGUGACAAAAGCAAGCUGAUCUCUUCCCGGCCCAGCCUCCUCAACGCAACUAAUGACACCCGGCUCAGCUCCUCGCCUCAGAAGCCGCUGGACUUGAAACAGCUGAAGCAAAGAGCUGCUGCCAUCCCGCCCAUUAUUUCAGAAGGUUUACAGGAGGGAGUGCUGCAGAGCGGAAGCCUGAAGUCUCAGGUGCCUCAUCACGCUUUGGCCCUUUACCAGCAGCAAAUCACCAUGGUCCACGAAUCUGCCCACGAGGACUCUGCACAGAGUAAGCAGCUGCAGCUGCAGCAAGCUGAAAAGGAGCCCCCGCUGAGCAGCAGUCCCAGGGCCCAGAGCAGGAGCCCAGCUGUGGUUGAUAAAGAAGAGAAACCAGUGCAUUUCACCUCCCUCCCGGAGGGGCCAAAGCUGGUUGGAGAGCCCUCCAUCACAACCUGCUGGCCUCCGGUGCUUCCCUACCAAGGUUCAAGGGAUCUGAUCCGAACCUCUCCACACACUGAGCCUCACGUGUUUCAGUAUAAUCCUCCAGGUCACUCAAUCUCCUUAAACAUGCAUGAAGGUUCUCGGCCGGGCUUCCAGAGAUUGUCCGCCAUCUCCAACCCUCCCCCUCUCAUCUCUACCAAGCAUCCUUCUGUUCUUGAAAGGCCCCUUGGCUCUAUUUCCCAGGGGGUGCCUAUCCAGCUCCACACUCCAUUCAGCUCUGAGCAUGCAAAAGUCCCCAUUGGCUCCAUCGGCAUGGGCCUUCCUCUGACCGUGGACCCCAAGAAGCUGGUGCCUUUCCCCGGAGUGAAGCAGGAGCAGCUCUCUCCGCGGAGCCAGGCUGGCCAACCAGAAAGUUUAGUUGUGCAGACGUCGCAGGAGAACUCCGUCCUUCGGGGAACAUCCCUGGGCUCGUUGUCGGGAGGCAGCAUCACGAAAGGCACGCCAAGCCCACGGCCGCCAUCGGAGUCUCCCAUCACGUAUCGAGGAUCCAUCACACACGGUACCCCAGCCGAAGUGCUGUACAAAGGAACCAUUACCAGGAUAAUCGGAGAAGACAGCCCCAGCAGAGCGGAGAAAGUGAGAGAGGACGCCUUGCCCAAGGGACACGUCAUUUACGAGGGGAAGAAGGGACAUGUCCUGACCUACGAUGGUGGUGCUGUUGCACAGUGUCCCAAAGAGAACAGCAGAAACUCUGGAGUCCCACACGAGGCCAUGGGCAUCAAACGGACCUAUGACAUGAUGGAAGGGAGAGGAUCACGGGGUUUAUCUGGGCGUGAGCUUCCAUCUGCUAGUAUCGAAGGUCUAAUGGGACGAGCCAUCCCACCCGACCGCCACAGUCCCCUCAAUUUGAAAGAACCGCAUCACAUCCGGGGCUCUAUCACGCAAGGAAUACCUCGAUCUUACGUGGAAGCCUCCGAGGACUACCUCAGAAGAGAAGCUAAGCAGCUCAAGAGGGAAAGCACACCUCCGAGGGACUUAUCCGAGGCCUACAAGGUCAGGCCUCAUGAGAGCUUUACCCCGUUGAAAAUGAAAGCAGUUCAUGAAGGCCUUGUUGCCACUGUGAAGGAAGCAGGAAGGUCAAUCCAUGAGAUUCCCAGGGAGGAGCUGAGGCGCACGCCUGACAUCUCUCUGAUGACGAGGCCUGUGAAGGAGGGCUCUAUUACCCAGGGAACCCCGCUGAAAUAUGACAGCAACGCUUCGGCAAGUGCCAAAAAGCAUGAUGUCCGUUCCAUUAUUGGAAGCCCGGGGAGGACUUUUCAUCCCCUGCAUUCCCUGGAUGUCAUGCAGGACCCAAGGACUCUGGAAAGAGCUUACGGGGAGAGUUUGAAAAGUGCUUACGAGGAGAGUUUGCAAAGCAGGCCCAGCCCAGUGACAAACUCUGGCGGCUCCAUCACCAGAGGAGCCCCUGUGAUCGUGCCUGAAGCAGGGAAGCCUCGCCACAGCCCUCUUGCCUAUGAGGACCACCAGGCAGCCCAUGGGACGGCUUUCAGCAGUCACUUGCACCGAGGGUCCCCAGUCUCCACGAGGGAGCCAAGCGCGCGGCAGCAUGAAGGGAGCAUUGCUGCUGGAAAGCCUGUAUCCCAGGACAGAAAGAUCACCCCGACGCCAAGAGAAAUGGCCAGCUCCAAGUCGCCUCAUGCUACCCUUGCAGACCACCACCCCCCUAUCUCUCCAUAUGAGCACCUGCUCCGGGGAGUGAGUGGGGUGGACUUGUACAGGGGACACAUUCCAUUGGCCUUUGACCCAGCAGCUAUUCCCAGAGGAAUCCCCCUGGAAGCAGCAGCCGCUUAUUACUUGCCAAGGCACCUCGCUCCUAGUCCUACGUACCCCCAUCUCUACCCACCAUACCUAAUCCGCGGCUACCCAGAUACGGCUGCCAUGGAGAACAGGCAGACCAUCAUCAACGACUACAUCACCUCCCAGCAGAUGCACCACAAUGCUGCGGCUGCCACUGCAAUGGCCCAGAGGGCAGACCUGCUGCGUGGCCUGUCUCCGCGAGAGCCCUCGCUAGCCCUCAAUUAUGCAGCAGCAGGAAUAAUUGACCUGUCUCAAGUGCCACAUUUGCCUGUCCUUGUGCCCCCCACCCCGGGCACUUCUGCCGCCUCCAUUGACCGGGUCACAUACAUCCACAGCGCCCCCCAGGCUUUCACCAGCCGGCACAGCAGCUCUCCACUCUCCCCAGGAGGCCACACACACCUGACCAAGCAGACAGGACCUUCAGUUUCUGAAAGGGAGCAAGAACGAGACCGUGAACGGGAGCGUGAGAAGGAGCGCAAGAAGUCGGUCUUAGCGGCCACAACCACUGUGGAGCAUGCCCCCAUCUGGAGACCAGGCACAGACCAAAGCAGCAGUCGGCCGUCAGCACACUCUCACAAUCACAAGCACUCCCCUGUCUCGCCCCGCACCCAGGAGAACAUCCAGCAACGCCCCAGCGUCUUGCAUAACACAAACAUGAAGAUGAUCCCUUCGGAGAACCUUGCCCCCUCAGUUCUGCGAUCCACCUCCUCCUCUGCCGCCACCACAUCACCAGUUCGCUCCUCAGGAUACUCCUCGGUAUCGUCACUGCGCAGCUCCGUAGGUGGGUUGGACAGCUAUACCUCUAUGAUGGAUCCUGCCCACAUGCAGAAGGAGGCCUCCAGAGCGCAGGAUGUCAAAGCGGAGCGGCCUCAGGCAGACAGCAACCUGUUCUCCUCCAAGCUGCCUGCUGGGGGCGGCCUGGAACAGUCGCCUUCACCCGUUAAAGCCAUGGAGCCCAGGCCUUUGUCCUCCUCUGGGCCAGGUCCAACCCACCUGUAUAGCAGAGGACAGGGGAAAAGCCACCCUCAGCACCACCCGCCCCUGGAGCAGUCGCUGCACGCAGUUUCGGCCAGUGAGCAGCCCAGUAGAGAAAAGAGUAAAACCUUUUCAGUACAGGAGCAGGAGCUCCGAGCACUCGGUAAGACCACCAUGACAGCGGCCAGCUUCAUAGAUGUGAUUAUCAUGCGUCAAAUUUCUUGCGAUAAGGGGAAGCGAGAGAGAAGCUCGCUAAGUAACGACGCCAAUAGCGAUGGUUUCCAUGGAAGCUACAGCCCUGAUGGCAUAGAAGCAAUAAGUCCCGUGAGCUCACCCAGCACACUCCAUGAGAAAGGGGCAAAGCCAUCCCAGGAGGCUGAGAAAGGGCGCGGGGCGGAGCAUGACCCCCGGCUGAAGCAGCCAGGUUCUCUUAAGCCUUCCGCAGCAGAAAUCUCACAAAUACAGCAGCUCCACCAGCUCCCUGAAGAUCGGCAGUCUCCGAGCCAGCCAUUCCAAGGGUCGCAGAGCGCCAAAGGCCACCAGCGGGUCGUCACGUUGGCUCAGCAUAUCAAUGAGGUUAUCACCCAAGACUAUACGCGCCAUCAUCCCCAGCAGCUGAACUCCCACAUCCAGACCCCUAUGUACCCCUUCCCAGGGUCUGUGCUGGAUCUUCGGCGAACUCCUAGUGAGGCUUACAUGCAGCAGCAGCAGCAGCAAAUGGAGCACAUCCCUGCUUCAAGAAUCUCCCCCGAAAGUGAAGAAAGCAAGAGGUCUCCCGAGCAGAUCAGAACACCUGCUCCGAACAACUGCAUAGAGCCCGUCUCUCCACCAGAUGGGGUGGGAGAAGCCGAUCACGUGCGAAAUGCCACAUAUCCCAUCCUGUAUCGAGAAGGGGAACAGCUGGAGCAGAGGAUGGGCUCCAAAUCUCCAGGAAACAACGUGCAACCACCAGCCUUCUUCAGCAAACUGACAGAGAGCAAUUCUGCUAUGGUGAAGUCCAAGAAGCAAGAGAUCAUCAAGAAACUGAGCACGAACAGCAGGAGCGAGGCAGAGUACAAUGUCGGGCAACCUGGAACAGAGAUCUUCAACAUGCCGGCCAUUACUGGAACAGGGUUAAUCAGUUGUAGGAGCCAGUCGGUCCAAGAAAACUCCAGUACCAACAUGGGGUUGGAGGCAAUUAUUAGGAAGGCCCUAAUGGGUAAAUAUGACGAGCAGUGGGACGAGCGCUCUCCUCUCAGUGCCAAUGCUUUUAACCCUCUGAAUGCCAGUGCAAGCUUGCCCGCUGCUAUGCCUGUAACCACUGCUGACGGACGGAUUGACGACAUGCACUCCUCCUUGCCAGGAGGAGGGAAGCCAAAGAUUGCUGCCAGAGCCAACAGCCGUAAGGCCAAGUCGCCAGGACCAGGCCUGUCCUCCUCUGAGAGGCCACCAUCUGUGUCAUCUGUUCAUUCAGAGGGAGACUGUAACAGAAGGACACCUCUCACCAACCGCGUCUGGGAGGACAGGCCGUCAUCUGCAGGUUCAACGCCAUUUCCAUACAACCCGCUGACAAUGAGGCUUCCCACAGGUCUGGUGGCGGCUGCCCCACCACCACCGCCUGCCUCCGUUCCACAGGGCAACUCCAACAGCCAGCACCACGGCUGGGAGGAGGAGCCCAAGCCGCUGCUCGUCUCGCAGUACGAGACCCUCUCGGACAGUGAAUGAGGAGGGAGAAGAGGAAGCGAGAUGGAGAAAAAGGCCAGCAACAAAUGGACAGAUACUGAUAGGUUGGCUGUUGAGUUAGCCCAAGGCUUGGGGAUUGUGGCUGGCUGUCGCAGAGUGCGGCUGUCCUAGGCCAGGCGCAGGAGCAGCACUGUUCCAGUCAGCUGAUAUUAUUUGUCACAUCUGGAAGGGAGUUGGAAAAAAAAUCUCUUCAGUUUUAAAGCCUUAAAAAAAACAAACCAAGCAAAUGGAACCCAUCCCAAUCCUCUCUCCCAAUUUGGUGCUGAUACCUUGAGCCAUUGCAGCAAGAAAUUAAACCAAGCUAAUGGGGGGGGGCAGCAGUGGGGAGCCCUGAAAUCUCCCCCAAGGGACUGUAACCAGUCGCUGAAUCUCGGUUACUAACACUCAGGGGAUUCCAAUUCUGUCCUUCAGCCCAGAUGAGAGAGGGGGAGCGGGGGGCCCAUUGGGAGAAGAUGGCGUGUGCUGCUUGCGUGUUCCCACCUCUGUGACCCAUCUUUCCUCUGCACACUGUAGUGGCCUGUUAAUCCAGUACUUGAAAAUAGGAUUCAUUCAGCCGCCCCUUCCUUCAACCUGCCUCUUUUUUUACCUUCACGAGGGGUUUCGCCCAUGUUGGUCGUGUAGGGAGACAAAUCAGAGCAGCCCUCUGGAAGAAAGUGUUGGUUUCUUCUGUUUCUGACAGUGAAAUAAGUUUGUUUCUCUGCACCCAUAGAGAUAUAUGGAGGGGAGCUUCACCUGAACUCUCAACAAAUACAGAUUCAGGCAGCAAUGCUCUGGGUGCAGGAGCCAGAGGACAAGCCAAAAACAGGAAAAGAAAAGGAAUGAUUCCUUUGGAGAAAGGAUUGCUGGGUUUGCAUUGUAAUUGAAACAGAUUCCUCUAUAUUGGCAUUAGCUGCAGAUAGAGGGGAGUGGGAGUGGGGGAAGCAGCUGUUUUGAAUAUGUUGUUUCUUCAAAACAACGCUGUGUAUAUGGUCUACAGGGUAUAUUUUUGAUACCUUUGGCAAAUGGUGUGUUUGCGCAAGGAAGGAUGUUAAAAACAGUGUUAUAUGCUGCUUUUCGGUCUCUGCUCCUGUACAAAGAGGAUUUCUAUGUUGCAUGCCAGCUUUGGAUGGGUUUGUCCAUUGUAUGGAACUGUCAAGAGGUAACAAUGUUCCAACAAAAUGGUUCUGUAAUUCAGUAGAAUGUAUUAACUUAGUUUUUUUAAAAAAGAAAAAGAAAAUGAAGAAGUAUAUAUAUAAUAUAUUAUAUAUAUAUAAAUAUAUAGUCACAACUGUAGGGCCCUUAUUUGCAUAGUUAACACUCCAGCAUGGAGAUAACAUGAACACUUUUCAAGUGAGAUUUGUCUCUUUUGGGAGCCGUGAGAGAGGCCAAGACACUCACAGGAAGUUUACAUGUUUUUGGUGACUUGCCCACAAUGUUCUGUUUUUCCAUUUGUGGGUGUUUGCUUCUCCCCCAAUCAUAACACUUUAGGCUUCCUUUUUCGUCAUAUAUAUAGUCUCCUCCUUUUUUCACACUUCGUUUUCAUUCUGUGCCCUCGAGGGAGCAGAUCUGGGGAACAGCUUCUCUGCAGGAACAGACAAGAGUCGUGUUUUCAUAAGCUGAGUAUUUUGACACAGCAUCCAGGGAGCAGCAACAUCACAGCACCAGAGUUUUUGUACUGUGUGAGUUUGUUUCUACAGUGAGAUCUGCUAUUUUGUGUUCCUUCUCACCCAUCUUUCUCCCACACACCAUCCAGUUUUGAUGAUGAAACUGUUGCUUGUUGCUAAACUAGUUAAGACACAAAAAUUUGGAGGUUCCGUGCAAGAACAUCUACUGAGAGAAUCCAUCUCAUUAUCCUGUAAGCCUCUGCUCCUAAAACACUUGUCCCCAGCAGAGCUACAGUUCUUGCAGAAUGACACUGCCCUGCCUCCAUUUUCAUGCCCUGCAGUGCUUUGCUGGUUGCUAAAGGAUUGCAAAAAUCCAAAAAUCCCCAGCACAGGUGUUUGGCACAGAUCGACCGCCAUGCAAACUGCUCUGAAGAAAAGGGCCAGGACAUUGGGCAGGUUAAAGGCAGGGCAGAGGAGGAAUUCUAGAGCCGUGCAUGGUAUACCUUUCCAAGUGCUGCUUCCUCUUAGCUCAGCUCAAGUUGCAUGUGGAUUGCAGGAGAUUAAACAGCACAGCCACCCUUCCAAAAGACCGCUUUGUGAACAUGUACCCAAAUUGGACUCUGAAAUCCAGGGUCAGGAGAACCCAACUUAGGCCCACACCAGAAAGCGAGUAGAAGCUGCCUUGAGCUUGCAACAGGGGCCUUCCCUUAAUGCCCAGUCCUUCCUUCUAGAGGCCCACCUGAGGAUACUUUUCUCACUGGGCAAGAAAUACAGUCAUGUGCAUUCCCCCCCCCAGACACUAUUCUGUAUAUUGUACUUAAUCUGUCUGCAUAGACAGUGAAACAAUUUGCUCAUCAGCUUAUGGGAAAUGUCAUAACCCAGAACCGAGCCACAGUUGUGUUAGUGACGAAACCACCACCAAACCAGUACUUUGUGCCUGCAUGCUGUUUUGUGUCACUUCAUCUGAUUUGCAUUGUUUUAUCAUUUCACAUACACCACCUUUGAGUGUUCUUAGCAGAAAAGUGGUUAAUGAGUUUUAUACUGAAAUAUACUUAGCCGCAUGUGCCUAAGACCAUUCUUGCAAGAAUGCCAGCGAUACCUGCUUCUUCAGUCCUAGCGAGACCUGAAGUUUUACCACUUUGGGGGUCGUCAAUGAAUGCCGCUUAAAAUCCUGGCUCUGUCACAAGAGCUACAGUUCACAGUAGUGAAACCUUUAAAUCUUUCCCAGUGACAGAAGGCCCACUCACUCCACUCUGACAAGGAAAGGGACGCCCCCACAAGCAUGACUGGAUGCUGAUUGUGCAGCGUUGGGCCAAAUAGCUUGCCAAGAGAUGAGACUUGGCUGGGAUUACACCCAGGGUCAGCCUGUUGGCACAGAUGGAGUUUCUGCCAGUGACUGUUCUGCAGUGUAAUCCUGCACUGUCAAUCUUAACACGAAAACAUCUCUCCUGCCAUCGGUUCAUUUAGGCCAAGUCAGUAACUCACUCUUACACAAUCAUCCUAAUUUGCAAUCAAAUAAUAACUGGAAAAUAGAGCAUGUUUUGCCCAACAAACCCAGUGAUAGAUGAAGCAGCAUUUAUUGUGUUUAUUGGACACUGGCAGUGUUAAGUUUACCCUCUCCUUCGUCCCUGUCACUUCCAGCCACUGCUUGUCUUAUCUUGGGGGUGGCCUCAUACAUAGUUUUUACCUAUGCAAAGAUAAUCUCUGUGGAGUCCAUGUGCAGGGAGAAAGUUUAGUUUACCACAAGCACAUAAAUCAGAAAGCCAGUCUGUGUGUGACGACUGCUUGGCUUGUGCUUGUGUUGCUUCUUACAUCAUGAUAUGCAUGCUUCUCCCUACACUCAGAUUAUCUCCAUGUAGGAAAAACAUUGUGCAGGGUAGGUCUAAGGUUCUUUGAGCUUUAACCAGUAUUUACCCUGAUCUUUUUAAAAAUAUACAUAUUUAUAUCACUGGUCCAAAUUCCCUUGGUUGUGUUGUUGUUUUUUAAGUGACAUACACAGACCACAUUUUUGUAGACUUGCUGCCCACAAAAAUUUUGUCAUACUCAUCACAGAACAAUUUGCACAGAUCAGAUAGGAUUUGCUCACAGCUGACGAGGUUAUUUUAUUGUUGUUGUUAGACCAUAUUGAAUUUGUGCCGCUUCACGUAGCCUUUCCUUGACCGACAUGUUCACAAUUUUGGAACACCAUCUCUUGCCACUGCUUGCAAGUUGAGGUCAUGUGUACAUUCCACUAAGGGAUUUAGGAAUAGCCCCUCCUCCCUUCCAAAAGGUUAUUCCCGCAUUACCAGACAUUGUACAUUCUCUGUACAUGUGUGUGUGUGUAUAUAUUUAUAUAUAUAUAUAUACUCUUGGGUUCUGUGUAUACAUAUUAUUCCAUUUGCGUGUGCAUGUAUAAGAAAUACAUGCACACACAUUUUCUUUGUGCCUGAAUCAGUGGCCUGGCACAUAUCCAUGUGUGCACUUGCACGCACAAGCCAGAUCUCGGUAAAACCCAACUCACUACAGUUCAACCAAAUGCAGACGAGCAUCGUCCCCAUUGACUGUUAGCUCUACGUAAGGUGAGCACCGAGCACUGUGUGUUAGCUUCAAAGGAAAGCCAUCCUUCAUACACAACUGUCUGCAUAAUUUGUGUCGGUUUUAGUGACAUAUAGAUCUCUAUUGUGCUACCUGGCUAUGAUUUUUUUUUAUUAAUUGUGCAAUCAAGAAAAAAGGAAGUUAUGUUAAACUAUUAAAGUUUGAAGUGUUACCAACUUUGUAAUUUGUACAAACACAUAAAAACAAAAAACAAAAAAAGAGAUUAAAAGGACAAUUUUAUUGUUUGAAAUGUACAAGGGGGAGGGUGGGAAAAGAAAUCUAUCUUUUGUACAACCAAAUUGUGCAUAGUUGUUUCAAAGCAAGUUGUAUGAUAGAAUGGACUGUAUAUAGAAACUGCUAAGUUGUAAAUAUUUAUGCAGCUUGCUCUAAAAGGUUGGGGUUUUUUUCUUCUACUGAAAGUGAAGUUUUUGUUCACUGUUGUUAUUUUGGUUUUCCGCUCUACAUGCCCACUAAGCAAGCACUGUGGGUUUGCAGUGUCAGAGCACUGCCUUACUGUUUAAAUAAAAAAAGAGAGGGGAGAAGCUUAUUGCCAGCAAAAUGGA